Molecule: messenger RNA, 139 nt
Organism: Racocetra persica
Lineage: Eukaryota; Fungi; Glomeromycota; Glomeromycetes; Diversisporales; Gigasporaceae
Source: the annotation of a GenBank genome assembly
UAAAAAGUUUAAUAAGGGAAAACAAAAAGAAGUUGUCGAUAAAGUACAACAAAAAGAUAAAGCAUUACAAAUAUUAUCUUAUAGGUUUAUACAAUUAAAACAAAUUGCAAAACUACAAUCAGAUAAAUUUCGAGAAUGA